Homo sapiens (human) is the source of this 1773-nucleotide messenger RNA. It is a transcript of the gene FLOT1, whose product is annotated as flotillin 1. Gene Ontology annotation, molecular function: protease binding; ionotropic glutamate receptor binding. NCBI's taxonomy places the organism in Eukaryota, Metazoa, Chordata, Mammalia, Primates, Hominidae. Gene Ontology annotation, cellular component: plasma membrane; synapse; sarcolemma. The record is from RefSeq and is marked reviewed. Gene Ontology annotation, biological process: positive regulation of endocytosis; positive regulation of synaptic transmission, dopaminergic; regulation of receptor internalization.
GCGUCUGCCGCAGCAACGGGGUGCGGCAGGGUGGGGAACGCGGGAGCGGGGCCAGCUCCCAGGAAAGCUGGUCUGCGAGCGGCCCCUGCCCGGCUCCCAGGUCCCUGCGCGACCCCGCCCUUCCCGAGACCCCAGCCGGGCUGCCGCCCGCGUCCCGGAAGCUCCAGCCUGAACCAUGUUUUUCACUUGUGGCCCAAAUGAGGCCAUGGUGGUCUCCGGGUUCUGCCGAAGCCCCCCAGUCAUGGUGGCUGGAGGGCGUGUCUUUGUCCUGCCCUGCAUCCAACAGAUCCAGAGGAUCUCUCUCAACACACUGACCCUCAAUGUCAAGAGUGAAAAGGUUUACACUCGCCAUGGGGUCCCCAUCUCAGUCACUGGCAUUGCCCAGGUAAAAAUCCAGGGGCAGAACAAGGAGAUGUUGGCGGCCGCCUGUCAGAUGUUCCUGGGGAAGACGGAGGCUGAGAUUGCCCACAUUGCCCUGGAGACGUUAGAGGGCCACCAGAGGGCCAUCAUGGCCCACAUGACUGUGGAGGAGAUCUAUAAGGACAGGCAGAAAUUCUCAGAACAGGUUUUCAAAGUGGCCUCCUCAGACCUGGUCAACAUGGGCAUCAGUGUGGUUAGCUACACUCUGAAGGACAUUCACGAUGACCAGGACUAUUUGCACUCUUUGGGGAAGGCUCGAACAGCUCAAGUCCAAAAAGAUGCACGGAUUGGAGAAGCAGAGGCCAAGAGAGAUGCUGGGAUCCGGGAAGCUAAAGCCAAGCAGGAAAAGGUGUCUGCUCAGUACCUGAGUGAGAUCGAGAUGCAGGUGGCCAAGACUAAGCAGCAGAUUGAGGAGCAGCGGGUGCAGGUGCAGGUGGUGGAGCGGGCCCAGCAGGUGGCAGUGCAGGAGCAGGAGAUCGCCCGGCGGGAGAAGGAGCUGGAGGCCCGGGUGCGGAAGCCAGCGGAAGCGGAGCGCUACAAGCUGGAGCGCCUAGCCGAGGCAGAGAAGUCCCAACUAAUUAUGCAGGCGGAGGCAGAAGCCGCGUCUGUGCGGAUGCGUGGGGAAGCUGAGGCCUUUGCCAUAGGGGCCCGAGCCCGAGCCGAGGCUGAGCAGAUGGCCAAGAAGGCAGAAGCCUUCCAGCUGUACCAAGAGGCUGCUCAGCUGGACAUGCUGCUAGAGAAGCUGCCCCAGGUGGCAGAGGAGAUCAGUGGUCCCUUGACUUCAGCCAAUAAGAUCACACUGGUGUCCAGCGGCAGUGGGACCAUGGGGGCAGCCAAAGUGACUGGGGAAGUACUGGACAUUCUAACUCGCCUGCCAGAGAGUGUGGAAAGACUCACAGGCGUGAGCAUCUCCCAGGUGAAUCACAAGCCUUUGAGAACAGCCUGAGCCUUCAGCCCUCACAGAUGCCCAGCCUCAUAGCUGAAGUUGCCUGAAUGAUCCUCCUGUUGCAUGUAACCCACUGGCCUCCCUGAGCAUGUCCAUUGACAGUGAGGUCCCACCCCUCAUCUCUCCUUGCCAAAUAGUUUGUGCCUUGUCUUGAAGGGGGUUGCUCCCCUUGCCAACCUCACACUGCUAUGAUUGCCAACUCCAGCGGUCCCAUGUCAGCCUUCUGAUGAUCCCACUCCACCCCACCUCAACUUAUUUAACUUCCUAAUUAAAUCAGACUGUUUGAGCCUGUUGUCUAGAAUAUUUUCCUGACCAAGACUGAGGGAUGGGCUGGAGGUUUUCAACUUUGCUACCCAAAUAAAUUGCUGUAAGUAAGUACUAAUAAAACAGAAGCAACUGGAAAUUAA